AUGGUGACUCGAGUGUGGUCCCCAGUGAGAUUCCUCAUCAAGGGAAGUGUGGUGGGAGGAGCACUCUACCUUGUUUAUGACCAGGAGCUACUGGGGCCUCGUGACAAGAGCGAGGUGGCCUUAAGGAAGGCCGAGGAGGUAGUGCCACGAGCAAUGUACCAGUUCAGCCAGUAUGCGUGCCAGCAGACGGGUCUGGAGAUGCCACAGCUCCCAGCCCCUCCAAAAAUUAACUUUACAAACUUGCAUGACUCCUGGAACUCAUGCAUCAUCUCAGUCAUGGAAGUUUUGUCUGUGGCCCCCUCCAAGGCCCAAGAAUACUCCAAGGAGGGCUGGGAGGAUGUGAAAGAACACAGCAAGUAA
This is a messenger RNA of Psammomys obesus (fat sand rat), 360 nucleotides long. RefSeq names its product MICOS complex subunit MIC13-like. The transcript has a single exon. Gene Ontology annotation, cellular component: MICOS complex; mitochondrial crista junction. Lineage: Eukaryota; Metazoa; Chordata; Mammalia; Rodentia; Muridae. Gene Ontology annotation, biological process: cristae formation. The record is from RefSeq and is a predicted model, not a curated record. Bases 1 to 360 code for a protein of 119 amino acids.